Molecule: messenger RNA, 2504 nt
Organism: Anguilla anguilla (European eel)
Lineage: Eukaryota; Metazoa; Chordata; Actinopteri; Anguilliformes; Anguillidae
Gene: myoc
Product: myocilin
Exons: 4
Coding region: 387-1799 (470 amino acids)
Biological process (GO): signal transduction; osteoblast differentiation
Cellular component (GO): Golgi apparatus
Source: RefSeq, a predicted model, not a curated record
UACAGGCAACCUGAGGAGACUGACCAGACAGCAGCUAGAGGAAAAGCAGGACCCACUGAGCCGCAGCAGACUGCGUGAGCCUCAGAGGGAAAAAGAGCAGACCGAAUACCUGAAUACCUGUCAGAUAAAGAUAAAGGGAAGAGAAAGUGAGUGUGAUAAAGAGAGAGAGAGAGCGAAAAAAAACGGAGGGGGGCAAGAAGUGCAGCGCAACAGGUCAGGGGCAAGAAGCUCAAGAGUUCAACAUUCCAGCUCGAGUUACCAGGACACUCAGAGAGAAACGAGCUGAGGAGAGGGCAGGCUCGCAGGGACAGGGCAAACGAGAGAGUGCUAGAGAGAACCGAGUGACCAAGCCUUCGCGCAGCGCAGACCAGAUCGAUCCCUUAAGGAUGUGGCUCCAGGUAGCCGUGUGUCUGUCCUGCCUGCUCCUGGGGGCUCAGGGGCAAGCCACUUUCCUCAGGGCCAACGACCGGAGCGGCCGCUGCCAGUACAGCUUCACCGUGGCCAGCCCCGCGGAGAACAGCUGCCCCACGGCGGGCGGGGGGCCGGAGAUGGAGGCUCUGAAGUCCCGGCUGACGGUGCUGGAGUCGCUGGUGAGCCGCCUGGUGAGCGGGGACGCCGGGACGGCCCGGGCGGCGCCGGACGCGGGGCUGCGGGAAGCCUUCGCUCGGGUGACGGGGGAGAAGAGCCAGCUGCAGCGGGACAAAGAGAGGCUGGGCAGGCAGGUGCAGGAGCUGCAGAGGAGGGCGGAGGAGCAGCGGCUGGAGGUGGAGAAGCUGCUGGCCAAACCAUGCCAGCCACCCAGCGCCGCCCAGAAGGAUCAGAGGUCAGCCAGCGGAUCAAACAUCCUCUCCCACCUGGUGUCGCAAAACAGGGGCCAGAGUGAGGCGGGCGGGGCGACAGACCCCGCCUGGCAGCUCGGCAAUCCCAGGUAUCAGGAGGUGAAGGCGGAAGUGACAGAGGUCCCGGCACCCAAACAGAUUCAGGAAGGCAGCCAGGAUAGCACAGGCUGCGGGGAGCUGGUGUGGGUCGGGGAGCCGGUGUCCCACCGCAAGGCGGAGAGCAUCACGGGGAAGUACGGCGUGUGGAUGCAGGACCCGGAGGCCGUGGGCCCCUACGGGCCGCAGAUGCUGUGGCGCAUCAACACGGUGGGCGCGGACGUGCGGGAGCUCUACGGCUACGAGGACAUGGACCAGCUCAGCCGGGGCUUCCCCACCAAAGUGCUGCUCCUGCCCGAGCCCGUGGAGAGCACGGGGGCCGCCAUGUACCGCGGCUCCCUGUACUACCAGCGCCGGCGCAGCCGCACGCUGCUGCGCUACGACCUGGCCACCGAGAGCAUCGCCGCCCGCCGCGACCUCCCGCACGCCGGCUUCCACGGCCAGUUCCCCUACUCCUGGGGCGGCUACACCGACAUCGACCUGGCCGUGGACGAGCAGGGCCUGUGGGCCAUCUACAGCACCAACAAGGCCAAGGGCGCCAUCGUGGUCUCCCAGCUGGACCCCGGCGGCCUGGAGGUGCGGAGGAGCUGGGAGACCAACAUCCGCAAGAACACGGUGGCCAACGCCUUCAUGAUCUGCGGGCGGCUGUACACGGUGGCCAGCUACGCCUCGCCCAACACCACCGUCAACUACGCGUUCGACACCGCCACCGGCGAGAGCAGGUCCAUCGCCGUGCCGAUGCGGAACAGCUACCGCUACAACAGCAUGGUGGACUACAACCCCGUCCAGAGGAAGCUCUUCUCCUGGGACAACUUCCACAUGGUCUCCUACGCUGUGCGGCUGGGCAAGCCGGAAGCCAACUGAGCCGGAGCCGGAGAGGAUGAUCCCAGCGGGAAAGCCUGAUCGUUGCUGCUCUCCACCUGUCGCUAACGAACAUUUCCCCUCCUGCUGUCCCUUCCCGAGUGCUGAUCAUCGGACUCCUUCGUCCAGCCGCGCCUCGUAGAUCGGAAGGCAUCGCCCCCCCCCAGCGCAUGACUGCACGCUCCCCAUCGCAGCGGAAAGCACGAACUCGCACCAACAGCCAAUCUGAGAUGAAAGCUUUGCUUAGAAGAACAGUAGGAAAUGAGGCCCCCAGGGUGCACCUGUCUCUGAAGGAAGGCGUCGGCAGGGUCCACACCCCGUGCCACAGAUGAAUUAUUUUUCUAUGGACUUUGUCUGUUACCAUGUUUUGUUUUUUUUGCAUACAGCACUGAGGGGGCAGGGAGAAAAGAAAAGCCAAGAAAUGUGUGUAUAUAGUUAAUAUAAAUGUGUGUUAUACACGUAUGUAUACACCCCAUCCAUAUCUGAUGGGCCACCUGUUGAAAUGUUUUAUGCUUUAACCUACACUGUACAUAACAUAGAUAUUUCCUCUAUAACAUGUCAUUUGUCCCUGUACAUAAUAAAAUGGCACCUUUGAAAAAAUAUAUUUGCCAUUUCUGUCCUCUGCAUAGUAUCAGUACUAGUGCUGCCAACGUUGAAAAAUGUAAAUUCAUAUUCGUAUGGUUAAUAAAUAAAGAUUAUAUAAACUUC